UGACGCAGCGAGUAGCGACGCGUGGCGUUCGCAGACAGAUUUUAAAACAGACCUGCGAUUUGUAUGCUUGGUUUCGCUAACGUGUGCGAGAAGAGAUGGAAGACUUUGUUCCAACGCGCGGAUCGCAAGUCAAGAAAACUGCGACGAGCAAUUAUGUCUCUGUGAAUUACAAAGCGCCAAAGAAGAAGGUAAAAUCUGCGGAUGGUAGCUCGGAUAGUAAAGAGAAGCUCGAGGAUGAGUCUGUGAAACCGACGCCGGCCGAGCUGAAGCAGCAGCAAGAAAAAGAGAUGAAGAAGCUGCGAUACGAGAUUAUCAAAUUCGGCACGUCCGGUUUCGAGAGGCCGAAGGCGAAGAGAGCAAAGGUCGAGCUUGCUAUUAGCUUAGGUGCAAUACCUCCCAAGAACAGGAGAAUGAAUUACAACGCGUUAAAGAGGCGUCGAAAGAUAGAAAACGAGAGGAAGAAGGAGGAGGAGGGUCACAAGUCUGGACUUACCAGUAGUUUGCUCAAACCUAAGGCCAAGAAGACGCGGAAGAAGGACAGCAGCAUUCUACGUGUUUACGGGAAGGUGCCGAAGGAUGUCUUGAAGAAGAAGAGCUGAAUUUAUCAGUAGGAAUAGUUUCCGAACCAUGAGACUCUGUUGUUGAAACUAAAAUGUCUUGUAAGGGCUGUUGAUUAAGAAUAAAAAUUGUAUAUUUGUAAAUAUUAA
Molecule: messenger RNA, 707 nt
Organism: Wasmannia auropunctata (little fire ant)
Lineage: Eukaryota; Metazoa; Arthropoda; Insecta; Hymenoptera; Formicidae
Exons: 2
Coding region: 96-599 (167 amino acids)
Source: RefSeq, a predicted model, not a curated record